This is a messenger RNA of Plectropomus leopardus (leopard coralgrouper), 408 nucleotides long. The record is from RefSeq and is a predicted model, not a curated record. Lineage: Eukaryota; Metazoa; Chordata; Actinopteri; Perciformes; Serranidae.
AGGAUUCCCUACCUGGGGCCCAUUUAUGGAGGCCUGAGGGAAGGGAUGUCCAUCUACAUCCAGGGCUCCAUCCCCGAGGACAUCACCAGGUUCUUUAUCAACCUGCUCUGCGGAGAGUCGGAUUCCAGCGACAUUGCCCUCCACUUCAACCCCCGAUUUGAUGGCUGGGACAAAGUGGUCUUCAACACAUGUCAGGACGGAUCCUGGGGGUCUGAGGACAAGAUUCGUGAUAUGCCUUUUUGUAAAGGCCAGUCCUUUGAAAUGGUUAUCAUGAUCACAUCACAGGGCUAUCAGAUCAAAGUCAACGGGAACGACUUUCACACCUUCGAACAUCGCCUCCCUCUGCAGAGAGUCUGUGCCAUGCAGAUCGCAGGAGAUGUUUCCAUCCAGACGAUUAACGUCAUUGGG